This is a messenger RNA of Talaromyces proteolyticus, 1676 nucleotides long. RefSeq lists its product as uncharacterized. NCBI's taxonomy places the organism in Eukaryota, Fungi, Ascomycota, Eurotiomycetes, Eurotiales, Trichocomaceae. The coding region runs from base 220 to 1383 and encodes 387 amino acids. The record is from RefSeq and is a predicted model, not a curated record. The transcript is spliced from 5 exons. Gene Ontology annotation, molecular function: nucleotide binding.
CUGUGCGGAUAUGUUGCCAUGCUAGAUAAUUAUGUAACGUUACACAAAUGCUCGACACACUCAUUACCACUUUCAUGGUUAAUUUAGACAGUUAUCAAUUUGAACUCCCGACCCUGUUGGGAUAAAAAAACAGACCACGCAAAGCAAUCACUCUUAUCAACCAAGUACUAUGAUAGUUCAACAGCAAACGUACUAGGCGUUGACUCCUAACUUACCAAAAUGAGCACAAAAGAGCCGUUCUGUUUGCGAUGGGGGAUUAUGGCCACAGGAAAAAUAGCAUACACUUUUGUAAAGGAUCUUCUAACUAACACCGAGACACGCGGUACCUUGGAUGUUUGCCAUAUAGUGGCGGCAGUGUCAUCGGCUUCCUCGUCAGAGAAGACACAAGCCUUCAUUAAUAGCCUCAAUCUGUCUUGCACAGGCUACAACUCUUACGAUCAGCUUGUGGCGGACAGUAAUGUCGAUGCUAUUUAUAUAGCUACUCCUCAUUCACAUCAUUUUCAACAUGUCAUGAUGGCGCUCCAGGCUGACAAGCACGUUUUGUGUGAAAAGCCGGUGACCGUAAAUGCUCACCAAGCUCGAAUUUUAUGUGAAGAAGCUAAAAAAAGAAACCUUUUCCUAAUGGAGGCCAUGUGGACGAGAUAUCUGCCUCUGAGUAUUGAGGUCUUGGAGACAAUUCGUCAGGGAAGAAUUGGCGAGGUUCUGCGAGUAACAGCCGAUACAAGCUUCGGCGACGAAGUAGAAAAGACAUGGGGCACAGAACAUCGGAUGCUGAAUAAGAAUUUGGCUGGGGGUGCAUUACUUGAUUUGGGGAUUUAUAGUCUCACCUGGGUGUUCCAAUGCCUGUAUCAUACACUCCCGGAGUCGCAACGCCAACCUCCAUGCAUGGUCUCUGCCCAGAUGACUUUGAACUAUCUCACCGGAGCAGACGAAGCUACUUCCAUCCUAGUCACGUUUCCAACAACCACGCCAGAUAACAUCCCAGAAUGGAAGUCGCAAGCAAUCGCCACCACCAAUCUUCGUGUCUCAACAGACCCAGACGGCAGAGGCACUUCCGGACCGGCAAUUCGCAUUCAAGGUACAAAAGGCGAGAUUCAAGUCGAUGGGCCGUCAUUUCGGCCAGAACGGUACCGGGUCAUCCAGUGCCGCAAUGAGAAUAACCCAACAGAAGAGCAUGUUCGAGAAUAUGAACAUCAUAUACCAGAUGGUCAUAGGGGUAUGUACUGGGAAGCCGACGAAGUAGCACGGUGUGUGCGGGAUGGAAAGCUUUUCAGCGAUACAUUGCCGUGGAAUGAGAUGAUAGUUAUUAUGGAGUUGAUGGAUGAAGCUCGUCGGCAAGGAGGGUUGGUAUAUCCCAAAUCAAUCGAAGACACUCACUAUUAGCUCUUAUAGCUUUUUUUCUGACCCUUUUACCACUGUUCAUCAAAGCUUGACAUAUUAAUUGAUCCUGAAGAUAUGUAGUAGACUAUUCCUAGGCCGACAAUAUGGCAGGGAUGACAAUGCAUCAGAGCAAUACUAAAAAAGCAUCUGCGAUUGCCGCAUGCCCCUGGAACCAAUUUCUGGAAGUGGAUAGCGUGAAUGACCUCGGAUGUUAGCAUUGUAAUCAGGCAACGAAGGCUAUUUGGGAAGACAAACUGCUAGUACUAAGCACUAAAACUAAACUGCAUUCACUCCUG